Messenger RNA from Anoplopoma fimbria (sablefish), 1690 nucleotides. RefSeq names its product coiled-coil domain containing 107 (gene ccdc107). The transcript has 6 exons. Lineage: Eukaryota; Metazoa; Chordata; Actinopteri; Perciformes; Anoplopomatidae. Gene Ontology annotation, cellular component: neuronal cell body; neuron projection; intracellular membrane-bounded organelle. Bases 111 to 1127 code for a protein of 338 amino acids. The record is from RefSeq and is a predicted model, not a curated record. Gene Ontology annotation, biological process: synaptic transmission, cholinergic; protein localization to cell surface.
GACUCGGAGCACAGCUGUUCAGCCCACAUUUAGCUCUCAGAUAUCACAUAGUUGCACUGUGUGUUAGCCUGGCUGCUCUCCCGUCUCUUUAGCUCCCUCUUUCUUGGAGGAUGGUUUUGUCAACAUCACAACAAGUCGCCCUGGCGUUCACGGCCGUGCUCCUCACGUUCGUCGUGCUGCCCAGGAUGUUCGGCGUCGGCGGCGGGACCGGGGCGAAGGAAACCAGAUUUGACCCCCGUUACACCAAAAAAGCAGGUCCAGGAGCAGUGAGGGGUCAGCCCGUCAACUCGAACGGCCCCGGUUCUUCUCAGACCGACGAAAACAUGCAGCAGAUGAAGAAGCUGAUGGAGCAAGAGAUGAAGACUGACAAGUACAAGUCCAACAGCAACAAGGGCUAUGUGUUCACGCUGAUGCCCCUCUAUGCCAUCGGAGUCGGAGUCUUUGCCGCCUACAAGUUUUUGAAGAUCAAGUCUGCAGACGACCAGGCACAAAAGGACAAAUUUGCAAAGGGAGCCAAAAAGUCCGUGGAGGCAGAGAACCAAUUGAACGAGCUGGAACAAAGGCUAGCGCAGACUGAGAGGAUGCUCAACUCCAUCCUCACGCAGCUGGACCCUCUCACUAACUGUGUGAAGUCGGUGGCCCAGGACCAAAAGAACGAGAUCAUGUCUCAACUGCAGACCAUCCGGCACCUGAUGAAGAAGAGAGGAAUGGACUGUCCACCCCUGAACGAGGCAUCCUGCGAGCGUAACCUGGACGACCUCAUCGAGUCGCUCGGGGCAGGCGACGCCUCGGCAGCGGAAGCUUCUCUGGCGGACGAGCAGACCUCUCGGGGUACAGCAGAGGCUGAAAAAGUCUAUCAGAAGCGCAUGGAAGCUGAAGAUGAAGCCGCAGCAGAAGGUGAAGAGAUGAAGGAGCUCACACCAGAAGAGGCAGUGGCAGAGCGGAAUGUAGAGGAAGAGGAGGAGGACGAUAAAGAAGAAGAAGAAGAGGAGGAGGAGGAGGAGGAGGAAGGAUUGGAGGACUCUGAGCUCAUGCCCUCACUAGAGGGCUUGUAUGACACAAACAUUGAGGAGGUUGGAGCAAAGCAGCCAGCGUCCGGCCUCAGGCGACGCAACAGGCCUGACUGAACUCACUGCGGGACUUCUGCACUGUACAGAGAUGUGGCAGAUUACUAUUAAUAUUUAUUACCUGGAAGGCUUUCAUCCCCAAAAAUCUGUCUGCAUAAUCAACAAAAACAUAUAUUGCAUUAUAACCUCAAUAGGAAAGCUCGCCAACAGCUAACACAUAGAGCUCUAUUUUCAUGUCGCAAUCCCAAGGACCAGCACAAACAUGUGUGUGUUACACGUGUUACACAUCAUGCCAAAAUCUCCCACUGAGUGCCAUUAGUGAUGGGUUUGUUGAAGCACUGAGGUGCCACAUUUCCACCGCCUGGUACGGCAACAGCUCCACUCAACUCCACUAGCUCUUUUUUAGUUUUCAAAAGAUGUGGAUAGUACCUGGUACUGUUUUUUCUUGGUGCUACGUUGGUCGAGGUUCCAAGCGAGCCGAGGCAAUACUAAAAGUAAUGAGAACACUGCAGACCACUUGUUGGUGAGAGAGAAUCGUCAGGGGACAUCCUGCACAAACCCGCCAUUUUUAAAUUGCUCAGCUACCAUUACUGGUGACCGCAAUUAUUAAAAAAAAGAAAGAA